CAGAGAAAAAAAGCCCUAAAAAAAAAGGGUCCCCUUUUUUGCAAAACCAUUGCUUCUUCUCUCUGAUUCCAUCUUCUUCUUCCUCUCGAAUCCUUUCUCUUUCCUAUUUUUUAUUUUCCCGCUGAUUUCGCGAUCCCAUUCGUUAGAUUUCGUUCUCAUUCAUUCAUUCAUUCUCUCGCCGUUUUUUUUUUAAUCUAUUUCAGAUUUCAGUUUCUUCCUUGAGCCCAGUUUUUUUUUCUCAGCUUAAUUCGUUAAUGGAGGUUAAUUCCGACGAGCUUCGAGGUUCUUAUGCUUCUUGUGGUAUCGAUUACCGAAAAGUAGAAUUGGGUUUUGGUCAAUUUGGGGAUGAUUUUGUGGGUUUGCCUGAUGAUCCUUUUUGUAUGAACAUUAGAUCCACUUUGAAUACAAUCUCUGAUUGGUUUCAUGAGAAUCAGAUGUUGCAACACCAAAUCACUUUGCCUGAGGAUCCAUUUUGUAUGAAAGUUAGAUCGACUUUGAACACAAUCUCGGAUUGGUUUCAUGAGAAUCACAAAGAUUUAGUAACUGAACAAUUUAGCUUAAGUUGGUUUGAUCUUGAUGAUGUUUUUGAUGAUGAUGAUGAUGAUGAUGAUGAUGAUGAUGCUGGUGAAGCUCAUGACGCGUUUGAGUUAGUUCUGUCAUAUCUAGAGGUGAAAGAGAUUCUUGCGGUUGAAGGAGUUUGCAGGUCUUUGCGUGAUUCGGUUAGAAAGGAGCCUUUCUUCUGGAGAACCAUUGAUCUUAAUGACUCUUUUCUUCAAUAUAGAGUAACUGAUGAGUCUCUUUUGAAGUUAACACGCCGCGCUCAAGGUGAUGUUCGAUGUUUGAAUCUUGGAGGAUGUGUUGGUAUCACUGAUUAUGGCUUGAAGCAAGUGCUUGCAAUCAAUCCACAUCUCACUAAGCUGAGUGUAUCUGGUUGUCUUAGACUAAGCACAGCAGGACUACUGUCAACUCUAAGGGACUUAAAAUCCUCAAACCGUCUUGGAGUCAAAAGCCUAAUCACUGGUGGGGCGUUAUAUUUCACAAAGGAGCAAUUUAAAGAGCUCAACUUAUUACUGGGAGGAGAUGCUAAAGCGGGUCCAAAAUCGAGGAAGAAGAGAUUCUAUACGUCUUGUAGAUCAGAGUUUUCUUUAGAGGAUGAUCGAGUUACUGACCUAGAGAUAUGCCCGUGGUGUGAGAAACCAAGUCUUGUAUUUGAUUGUCCAGCAGAAACCUGUCCGUUGAAGGGUCAAUAUCCUUAUCCUAAAUCAUCGUGCAGAGCUUGCGUAGUCUGCAUAGAACGUUGCCACGAGUGUGGGAGUUGCUUAAAUGACUGUGAAAACAAGCCGUUCUGUUUUGCAUUCAGCUGUGUGGUCUGCAUUGAGAAGAGGUCUAACCAGUUAUAAGAGUUUAUUUGAAGUCAAAACCGAAGCUAACACAUGAAUUUGAUCCUCAAAACACUGUUUUCAGAAGAUGAAGAAUGAAGAGUCUUGAUGCUUGAGGUAUCAAUCAAAGUCAAUGAGAAGAGCUGCAACAGAAAAGGAAACAUGAUAAGACUCAGAAGGGUGUUUAGUCUUCAUCUACUGCAUCAUGAAAGAUCUGCGCCAACUAGAUUCUGCAAGGGCGCGGAGAGAGAAAGAGAAGCAAAGACUAGAGCUUUACUUGAAAGUUGAAGCAGCAUGAUUCAAAUGGUAAAUAAGUAGAACUUACAGGAAAAGAGAAGAGACGAGACGAGAAUAAAGAAAACAUCAACUAUUUUACAUUAUCAUUUAAUUAGUCUUCUAAUCUCCUCCUUAUAUAGCUUUAUGUUAAAUGACUUGUUUAAUUUCAAAAUGGAUCAAUCUUAUCAAUCCCUUUGUGCUUGGA
Arabidopsis lyrata subsp. lyrata is the source of this 1860-nucleotide messenger RNA. Its product is annotated as F-box protein At3g27290. Bases 255 to 1400 code for a protein of 381 amino acids. The transcript is spliced from 2 exons. Lineage: Eukaryota; Viridiplantae; Streptophyta; Magnoliopsida; Brassicales; Brassicaceae. Gene Ontology annotation, molecular function: protein binding. The record is from RefSeq and is a predicted model, not a curated record. Gene Ontology annotation, cellular component: cytoplasm.